Molecule: messenger RNA, 1395 nt
Organism: Hymenoscyphus albidus
Lineage: Eukaryota; Fungi; Ascomycota; Leotiomycetes; Helotiales; Helotiaceae
Source: the annotation of a GenBank genome assembly
CACCUCCCGAGAGCUUUGCGAGUUCACCAUCAACACCUCCUCCGACCCCUUCAGCGCCAGCUCCGAAAAGUCAAUCUCUGGCAUUACUACAAAUACAAAGUUCGGUAUGUCCAGGGGAGUCGUGUGCAGCUACUUGGCUAAUGUGAUAAUAGACACAAUUACUUCCUACCAGCCAAAUUAUAUAUCCUUCGAAUGCCCGGCUCAUUGCGAAAGUCUCCAACCCUAUAUCACGCAAGAGUACCUACGCCGGUUAGACGCAAUUGCUCAGAGCGGUAGUCCUUCAGCGAUAUUUACAGGAAACAUUAAAACAGUAUAUCUGCAAGAAACAAUCAGCUAGACGCCUUGGCUGCUGAGUUGGGAGAAGACCAUUUUUGUAAUAUGGAGCGACGAACUGGUAAGUCAAGCUUCAGCUUAAUGCAAUCUUAUUUUCUUGAACUUAGUGCUAAGGAUAUUAUAGCGGUCCUUAGAUCCCAUGAAACGAAUGACACGACAUACGAAUUCACCGCUACAACAUUUAAAAAAACCUCGCGACUUCCCUUUAAUGAUCCACGCGCUGACGGCACACCUUUUAUAUGGUUUAGAAAAUUGUAAGAAAUACUCGGAUUUUCUUUUGCAGGUUGAUAAACAGUAGAGUUCCUUUUAGAUAUAAUUAUACAAUACUGACAUAUAUUUUUUAUUAGUAAUCAUGAGCGUAUUACUAAUGAAGCCAAAGCCUUGGAGUUGGUCUCUCAGCAAACGACGAUUCCUGUGCCAGAACUACUUGAUUAUGGAGAACAUUCGGAUGGUCGGCGGUAUUUGGUUACAAAAUUUAUACCGGGCGUCCUUCUGCGCGAAUUUCUAUUCCAAGGUUGCUCCAUGGCAACAGGACAAAAGCACACAGACAGUACACCAUGUAAAACGUGUUUAAAGCAGGCAUACUCGAGUGCGCUUCAGUUUAUCGAACACACUGUUUUUCCCCAGCUCAAGAACUUGACAUCUCAACAACGAGGCAUCGACGGAUUUGUUAUGCCCCCCUCUUGGCUUAGCCCUGACAUGGACCCUCCGUGGAAAGGCAAAAAAUAUUGGAAGACUCUCCCUCUAGAAAAUCCCGAGUAUGUUUUCCAACACGGCGACAUCGCAGCUCACAAUAUCAUGAUGGACCCACAAACUCUUCAACCCAUAGUCUUGUUUGAUUGGGAAUAUGCUGGUUACUUCCCACCAGGGAUGGAGAAAUGGCCCGGAUCUCUGGACUUAGAAGCCUACCGUAAGCGUGGCGACAAAUUAGCCAGUGCGAUAGCGGAUUUUCUUCCCACAGAGUACAUCGAAUGUUACAAUAAAUGGAAUGACGAGGCAGAAUUGCAGAGAUUGAUCGAAUCUGGGGAACUCCCACAUCCUGAACAACUAAGGCAGGUCUAA